AUGCCUGAGCCAUCUCAUCUGGCUCCUCUCGAUUCGGAGGAGCAGUUCCUCUAUUCCGAGCCCGUCCCGAAUGGCAGAGAAAAAGUUAUCUGCAACUUCCGGUCACCAAUAUGCCAGGCUCUGGUCCUGGAGAUUGGGGAGACUGUACAGAUUCUGGAGAAGAAUGAAGGUUGGUACAGAGGCUUUUCCACCAAGAAGCCUUCAAUCAAGGGUAUUUUCCCAAUCAGCUAUGUCCACUUAAAGAAGUCCACAGUGACAAACAGAGGGCUGUGCGAGACGGUGGUGCCCCUCGAGGACCCCAUUAUCACAGAGACCACCUCGACGCUGCAGGAGUGGGGUGUCUUGUGGAAGCAGCUCUAUGUGAAACAUAAGGUGGAUCUCUUCCAUAAAUUGCGUCAUGUGAUGAACGAGCUCAUCGAUCUGCGUCGGCAGCUCAUCCAGGGUCACCUCGCCCAAGACCAAACCCGUGAGAUCAAGAGGCACAUCACUGUACGCCUUGACUGGGGCAAUGAACACCUUGGCAUCGACCUUGUGCCAAGGAAAGAGUUUGAAAUGGUGGACCCAGACCAGAUCAGCAUAUCAGAGCUUUACAAACUGCAUGUAUCCAGCAGACACUGUGGUCAGCAAAGCACAAACCAGGCUGACAACGUGAGACCACGCCAUGGUGACAGUUGCCGUGUCCCAGUGUCACACCACCUUUUCAUCAAUCUGAAGAGCUUCACUUACAACAGCAUCAGCGAGGACGCAGACGUCUUCUUCUCUCUGUAUGACACUCGAGAGGCCAGACAGAUCAGCGAAAAGUUCAUGGUGAAACUCAACAAAAAUGGAGGACCAAAGAAUCCAGAGAAGGUUGAUCGUCUUUGUGCUCUCUUCACGGACCUAAGUAGUAAAGACUUGAAGAGAGACCUGUACAUUGUUGCACAUGUCAUGAGAACUGGCCGCAUGCUGCUGAACGACUCAAAGAAAGGCCCACCACACGUGAUGUACCGACGACCAUAUGGCUGCGCCGUUCUCGCUAUGAGUGAUGUUUUCCAUACUAUCACUGACCUCAAAGAGGAGAAGGACUUUGUGCUUAAAGUUUAUACAUGUAACAACGAAAACGAGUGGUACCAGGUUCAUGAAAACAUCAUCCGCAAGUCCAACACCAAAUACUCUGCUCCCAGCACCAAUUAUGGCCUCAUCAUUUCCCUGCAGCUGUUGAGGGGCGAGUUGGAGCAGAUCAGACGGGAGAACCAGGCGGUGUUCAACCGCGCCCUGGCACUCACGCGCAAACUGGGUUUUCCAGAUGUCAUCAUGCCAGGUGACAUUCGCAAUGACUUGUACUUAACCCUGGAACGAGGCGAGUUCGAGCGGGGUGGCAAGAGUGUACAGAAGAACAUUGAAGUGACGCUUUAUGUCCUCUAUGCCGAUGGGGACACUCUCAAAGACUGCAUCAGUUUGGGCAGCGGUGAGCCCAACAUGACUGAAUAUCGCUCCUUUGUCCUCUACCACAACAAUAGUCCUCGGUGGAGUGAGAUGGUCAAACUUCCCAUUCCCAUAGACCGCUUCCGAGGCUCCCACCUACGCUUCGAGUUCAGACACUGUUCCACUAAAGACAAAGGGGAGAAAAAACUUUUUGGCUUCGCUUUCACUCCUCUAAUGAGAGAGGAUGGGACGACGCUGUCGGACGAGAGUCAUGAGCUGUAUGUCUACAAGUGUGAUGAAAACGCCACCUUUAGUAACCAGGGCCUGUACCUCAGCCUGCCGUGCUGCAAGGAGGACUUCAACAGUUGUCCCAACUUGCCGGCUAAUUUGCCAUUCCAGAGGAGCCCUAAAGAGACCUUCUGGGUUUCUACCAUACUCUGCUCCACAAAACUCACACAGAAUGUGGAUCUGUUGGCACUUCUGAACUGGAAAACCCACCCGGACAGGGUGCUGGACAUCCUUGGUCGACUGCGUCAGAUCAGUGGAGAGGAGAUUGUCAAGUUCCUUCGAGAUGUCCUGGAUACACUCUUUUGUCUUUUAGAUGACAACACUGAUAAAUACGGACCUCUGGUUUUCCAGUCUCUGGUAUUUAUUAUCAACUUGCUCAGGGACAGCCGUUUCUACCACUUUCGCCCAGUAAUGGACUCUUACAUCCAAAACCAUUUUGCUGGAGCUUUGGCAUACAAGGAGCUUAUUCGAUGCCUGAAGUGGUACAUGGACCGCUCAGCGGAAGUCGUCCGACAAGAUCACAUCCAGGAAGCCAUGCGGGCUCUGGAGUACCUGUUCAAGUUCAUCGUCCAGUCCCGAAUAUUGUAUGCACGUGCAACCUGCGGGAUGGAGGAGGAGCAAUUCCGAGCGAGCAUCCAGGAGCUCUUUCAAUCCAUCCGUUUUGUGCUGAGCCUGGACAGCCGCAGCUCAGAGAACCUUGUGUUCACUCAGGCGGCGCUGUUGAACAGUUUCCCUGAUAUAUUUGAUGAGCUGCUGCAGAUGUUCACAGUUCAGGAAGUGGCUGAAUAUGUCCGUGGCACCCUUGGAAGUAUGCCCAGCACCGUUGACAUUGGCCAAUCAAUGGAUGUUGUCAAAUUGCAGUCGAUUGCGCGGACCGUUGAAAGCCGGCUCUUCUUCUUCCCUGAGUCUCGAAGCAUUUUGCUUCCCGUUGUUCUGCAUCACAUUCACUUGCACUUGCGCCAGCAGAGGGAGCUGCUUAUCUGUUCUGGGAUUCUUGGCAGCAUCUUCUCCAUCAUCAAAAACAGUUCUAUGGAGUCGUCUGUUCAGGAGGAAGUGGAGAUGAUGGUUGAGAGCCUCUUGGAUGUAUUGCUGCAGACCCUGCUGUCAAUCAUGAGCAAGUCUCACUCUGUGGAGACAUCCAGAGGCCAGCGCUGCCCUCAGUGCACUGCAGAGAUAACGGGGGAGUAUGUGUCCUGUCUUCUCUCUCUGCUCCGACAGAUGACAGAGAUCCAUUUUCAUCAUCUACUCAACAACUUCCAUAGCAAAGAAGAGCUCAAAGAGUUCCUGUUGAAGAUCUUCUGUGUAUUCCGGAACUUGAUGAAACUGACGAUCUUCCCUCGAGAUUGGAGUGUCAUGAGACUUCUAACCAGUCACAUCAUUGUUGUGACAACACAGCUUCUUUCUCCAGCGCUGCACAAGAACUUUUCCGAGGCUGAUUUCGAUUUCAAGGUAUGGAAUUCCUUCUUCAGCCUCACCGUGCUCUACAUCAAUCAGCCCAGUCUCCAGCUGGAGGCGGUCGGACCCGCUAAGAGAAAGAAAAUUCUGGAUAAGUAUGGAGAUAUGCGAGUACUGAUGGCUUAUGAACUCUUUAGCAUGUGGCAAAAAUUAGGUGACAACAAACCCCACUUCAUUCCAGGAAUGAUGGGCCCCUUUCUGGGUGUGACCCUGGUUCCUCAAACUGAAGUUCGAAAUAUUAUGAUUCCAAUUUUCCAUGACAUGAUGGACUGGGAGCAGAGGAAAAAUGGAAACUUCAAACAGGUGGAAGCAGAGCUGAUGGAUAAGCUGGAUAGCAUGGUGUCUGAUGGCAAAGGCGAUGAUAAUCACAGGGAACUCUUCAGCCUUUUGACCCAGUUGUUUGGCCCUUAUCCUAGUUUACUGGAGAAGAUAGAACAGGAGACCUGGAGAGAGACGGGCAUCUCAUUUGUCACAUCAGUCACAAGGCUAGUGGAGCGACUGCUGGACUACAGGGACUGCAUGAAAGGCGAUGAAGUCGACAAUAAAAAAAUGGGCGGCUCUGUCAACCUUAUGAACUUCUACAAGUCGGAAGUCAAUAAGGAGGACAUGUACAUUCGUUACAUUCAUAAGCUGUGUGACCUCCAUCUCCAAGCUGAAGACUACACAGAGGCCGCAUUUACCCUGUUACUGUACUGGGAGCUUCUCCAUUGGGAGGACCGGCCCCUGAGGGAUUUUCUUCACUAUCCCUGCCAGAGCGAGUGGCAGCGCAAGGAGAACCUAAGUCGUAAAAUCCUCCACUACUUCAACAAGGGCAAAUGCUGGGAAUAUGGCAUCUCUUUGUGUCGGGAGCUGGCUUUCCAGUAUGAAACGUUAUAUGAUUACCAGAGUCUCAGCUGGAUAAGGAAAAUGGAGGCAGCUUACUAUGACAACAUUAUUGAGCAGCAGCGGAUCGAACCAGAGUUUUUCAGAAUGGGCUUCUAUGGCAGGAAGUUUCCAUUCUUCCUCAGGAACAAAGAGUUUGUCUGUCGUGGCUAUGACUACGAACGGCUGGAGGACUUCCAGCAAAGGAUGCUGGGAGAGUUUCCGCAAGCCAUCGCCAUGCAGCAUCCCAACCAACCCGAUGACACCAUCCUGCAGAGUGAUGCGCAGUACUUGCAGAUCUAUGCGGUGACUCCAGUGUCAGACAUCUCAGAUGUGCCUCAAUUGGAGCGUGUGCCCGAGAGGAUCAAGAGCUUCUACCGCAUCAACAACGUCAGCCGUUUCCACUAUGACAGGCCUUUCCACAAGGGUCCCAAGGACCGCGAAAAUGAGUUCAGGAGCCUUUGGAUUGAGAGAACCACCCUGAUCCUCUCCCGCCCUCUCCCGGGCAUCUCUCGCUGGGCUGAAGUGGAAAAGAGGGAAGUGGUGGAGGUAAGCCCUCUGGAGAAUGCCAUUUAUGUGGUGGAGAAUAAAACCCAGGAGUUGCGGACUCUGAUUAGCCAGUACCAACACAGACAGCAUCACGGCAACAUCAACCCCCUCAGCAUGUGCCUCAAUGGAGUCAUCGAUGCUGCAGUGAAUGGAGGCAUCGCUAGAUACCAAGAGGCAUUUUUUGACAAGGACUACAUCAGCAGUCACCCGGAGGAUGCGGAGAGGAUUACACACCUGAAGGACCUCAUGCAAGAGCAGGUGCACAUUCUAGGGGUGGGUCUUGCUGUUCAUGAGAAGCUGGUACACCCAGAGAUGCGUCCACUACACAAAAAGCUGGUGGACCAAUUCCACAUGAUGAGGACUGGUUUGCACCACUAUAUUUUUGGUACUCAGCAGGGUGUGCCUGGUGUGGAGCGAUUUGGCCCUGGUGGCUGCUCGGGGGUCAACUCUCCCAGAGGCAUCCUCUCAUCCCACAAUCACAUGAGCCCUGAGAGCCUGCGCCUCAUACACAGACACAGCCCUCUGAACCUGCAGGGAUCGAUCCGUCACUCGUCCUCCUCACUGUCGUCUCACACUUCAAGUGAGGCCGGAACAGGAAACCUCGCCAUAAUGACUGACGGUUUGAUGGGGGAGCACCCUGAAGAGUCCAUUCACAUGCAGCCGAGCCCUUCAUCCUCCAGCCUGAGCUCAAUUCGUUCCAACUCCUCCCAAAUUAUAAACUCGGCUCCUUCGAGUGCUAGAGGUUCCCCGUCCUUGCCUGACAAGGCCAAGCACAACAGGGAGGUGAUGAUCCUGCUGCCAUCUCAUCGUGAGAGGGCCAACAAUUCCAUGUAUUACAACAUGGCAGAAAAUGGACAGAAUAACCACAUGCAGCGUGCCUUAGUGCAACAAGUUAGCCCCUGCAAGCCUUGCGCAGAUCCUCACAUGACUCUCCCAGAAAAAGUGUUUCCAAACGUUCCCAGCAGCUGGAACCUGGAUGGAGAGAACAGGGAACAAGUGUCCUACAUGUCAACUUCUACUGGAGGUGUAAUUAUGCCCCCAGUUCCCCCCAGAUCCUUUCCACCAGGACAUUUCCUAAUGCAUUGUGAUGCAUAUAACCCCCAGAACAACGACCCUCCACCCGCCCUGCCUGUGCGUUCACUUCGAAAGUCUCCCCUUCACCCGAUUCCUGGCUCCCCUACCAGCCCUCAGUCUGCUUUGGGCGGAAGUAACUCCACCCUUUCCGGCAGUGCCAGCAGCGGCGUAUCCUCUCUGAGCGAGAGUAAUUUCAGUGGCCAGUAUCCAGAUCCUGGCCCCAUCAGGAACGACGCCUUGGAGCCUCUCCCAAGCCACCUGUGGUCACCCCCCGACGAGUACCUGGCCUCCUCGUACCUGCACAUCCACUACGGCACGCCAGAAAUGGACUCAGUGGACCCGGUCCGCCCUUUCCAUUACCGCGGCCCUGCCUCUCACCCUCACCCUCAUUCCCACCCGCACCCCCACGGGCACGCUCAUUCUGGGCUGGAUGGCCACUCCCACGGGCCGGCGCCUCACCAUCACCCUCCCACACACGGGUCUCAUCACAUCCCCUAUCGCAGGCCUCAGCCCCCGGCCAUCCCACCCAAGCCCUACCUGAGGGAGGGCUGCAUCCCAGAAGAGGAUCUGCAGCCUCAGCCCAUUCCGCUGCCCCGCCGGAUUUUCCACUCCCCCCACGGCCACAGGGACGAGCAGGGCAAGCACGCCUGGGAGCAGUGCAUCAGUGAGGAGCACGAGGAGGCGCAGUGA
This is a messenger RNA of Nerophis lumbriciformis (worm pipefish), 6321 nucleotides long. The record is from RefSeq and is a predicted model, not a curated record. Lineage: Eukaryota; Metazoa; Chordata; Actinopteri; Syngnathiformes; Syngnathidae.